AUAGGACUGUUUUAAACACUUAAAGAUUAAAUUCACAUAGUUAACUUGUCUGUCAGUGAUGUGUAUUUGUGAUCAUAUGUUAUACUUAAUAUAAAAUCGCAGAAUGAAAGUGAAUGUUGAUUUGGAAAAUGAAAGAGCUAAGUGCGAUUUUAAUGUGGAGGAGUUAACUAAUUAUUUGGACGAAGGAGCAGAUGAGACCAGAAAUAGAAAAUAUAUAGAAAACAAGGUGUUAAGCGUUGAAGGUAUACUAGAUAAAGUUCCCGAAGAGUAUCUUAGUUAUAAAGAUAGAUACGAAAAUGCAAUUCGUAAAUCAGUUCUCUUAUUCAAAGUUCUUAGGGAGAUACAGGAUUCUAAACAAACACAAAUGGAAAAAGUAAGGUCGUCGUUUAGACAUACAGUACAGACAGCGGUGUUCAAAGACAACAGUCCAUUUUCUGUCCACUUGUCUAUGUUCAUACCAGCCAUUUUGGGACAAUGUAAUGAUGUGCAAAGAGAGUAUUGGUUGCCGAAAGCUCAGAAUAUGGAGAUAAUCGGUACAUACGCUCAGACUGAACUCGGGCAUGGCACUUUUAUCCGAGGUUUGGAGACUACAGCUACAUAUGACCCUGUCACUGAAGAGUUCAUAUUGCACAGCCCGACGCUAACUUCAUAUAAAUGGUGGCCAGGAAAUUUGGGACACACAGUGAAUUACUGCGUUGUUAUGGCUCAGCUAUACUCCAAUGGCAAGCAUUGCGGCAUCCAGCCAUUCAUGGUGCAGUUAAGAGAUGAAGAAACUCAUGAACCACUGAAAGGAAUAAAAUUGGGAGAGAUCGGAGUUAAACUGGGGCUAAAUACGGUCAACAACGGGUUUUUGGGCUUCCACCAACAUAGGAUACCCAGGGAUAGGAUGCUUAUGAAGAAUGCUCAAGUUUUAAGGGAUGGCACUUUCAUAGCUUCGCCGAACAGCAAGCUGACCUACGGAACCAUGGUGUUUGUAAGAGUCUGCAUCGUGAACAACAUGGCUAACCAGUUGGCUAAGGCGGUCACCAUCGCAGUCAGGUACUCUGCAAUCAGGAGACAGUCUCAGCUAAAACCCCAUGAGCCUGAACCUCAAAUCUUGGACUACGUGACUCAGCAGCACAAACUCUUCAUCGCCAUAGCUUCCAGUCACGCCUUCUCAUCUGCUGCUAAGUGGUUGUGGAAUAUGUUUGAUAAGGUCAACAAGGAACUGGCUCAAGGGAAGCUGGAUAAUUUGGCAGAGUUACAUUCUGUAGCAUGCUGCCUGAAAGUGAUCAGUAGCUCUGACGCCGCGGUCAUGGUGGAAAGGUGCCGUUUAGCCUGCGGUGGUCACGGGUACAUGCUGUCGUCCAAUCUGCCCCAAAUAUACGGCGUGGUCACACCAGCCAGCACGUAUGAAGGAGAAAAUACGGUGCUUCUUUUGCAGACAGCCAGAGCUCUAGUCAAGGCAUGGAAGCAAUCCUCCAAAGGAGAAGUAGUGGCGCCUACCAUGAAAUAUUUGGUUGAAAAGAAACCAUUACAAAAAUGGAACAAUGAUAUUGACGGCAUUAUAGAAGGAUUCCGAAGGGUUGCUGCACGGAAAUUAGCGGCGGCCGUCGGCAGCGUUGAGAAGCAUGUUGGAGCUGGGUUUUCCCAAGAAGAGGCAUGGAAUAAGGCUUCCGUCCAGUUGAUUGCAGUUUCUGAGGCUCAUGGUCGGGUGAUAAUAAUGUCUGCCUUCAAAGCAGAGGUAGAGAGAACAGCCUCGUCUUUAUCAGCUCCUGUCAGAAGGGUUCUAGAGCAACUGGUGGAGCUGUACGUCCUAUACUGGACUUUGGAGAAGCUGGGAGAUUUACUAUUGUUUACAGGAAUAUCAGAGACAGACGUUCACGAGAUCCAGCAGAGAUACGAAGAUCUUCUAGAGAAGAUACGGCCCAAUGCUGUCGGCCUGGUCGACGCUUACGAUUUCAGAGACGAGAUUCUCAAUUCAGCCCUGGGUUCAUACGACGGUCGUGUGUAUGAGAGACUGAUGGAAGAGGCUCUGAAGAGCCCGUUAAACGCGCAGCCCGUCAACGAUAGCUUCCACAAGUAUCUCAAGCCCUUCAUGCAGGGGAAGUUGUGAUGGGGGAUGCAUACGUUAAUACUCUAUUCAGGAAUCAGAAUAAAAAAUGUUAUAAUA
Messenger RNA from Amyelois transitella, 2152 nucleotides. Its product is annotated as probable peroxisomal acyl-coenzyme A oxidase 1. The transcript is spliced from 13 exons. The record is from RefSeq and is a predicted model, not a curated record. Gene Ontology annotation, biological process: lipid homeostasis; fatty acid beta-oxidation using acyl-CoA oxidase. Gene Ontology annotation, cellular component: peroxisome. The coding region runs from base 104 to 2095 and encodes 663 amino acids. Gene Ontology annotation, molecular function: acyl-CoA oxidase activity; fatty acid binding; FAD binding. NCBI's taxonomy places the organism in Eukaryota, Metazoa, Arthropoda, Insecta, Lepidoptera, Pyralidae.